Messenger RNA from Eremothecium gossypii ATCC 10895, 1362 nucleotides. It is a transcript of the gene HCM1, whose product is annotated as Hcm1p. The transcript has a single exon. The record is from RefSeq and is marked provisional. Gene Ontology annotation, molecular function: DNA-binding transcription factor activity, RNA polymerase II-specific; RNA polymerase II cis-regulatory region sequence-specific DNA binding. Lineage: Eukaryota; Fungi; Ascomycota; Saccharomycetes; Saccharomycetales; Saccharomycetaceae. Gene Ontology annotation, biological process: regulation of transcription by RNA polymerase II. The coding region runs from base 1 to 1362 and encodes 453 amino acids.
AUGCACGUAAACGUUGCGGUAACACGCGACGCUGACGCGACGGCUGCUACGCCGAUAGCACGGGAGCGCAAACGACGGCAGCCGCUGUCGCCAGAGAUGUCUUCACCACUGCGCGGUAGCAAGCUGCAGCGGCGGAAGCAGACACUUGAGGCCGGUCCGGGUCGCGCCAGUGGGACACACACGGUGGACGAGCUGGCCGCGCAGCUGGAGCGCGGCUGCGAGCAGGCGUCGGAGCGGAAGCCGCCGUACUCGUAUGCGGUGCUGAUCGGCGUUGCGAUCCUACAGUCGCAGGAGGGCAAGCUGACGCUGUCGCAGAUAUACCGGUGGAUCUCGUCCUUCUUCCCUUACUACCGGCUGUGUGACGCGGGGUGGCAGAACAGCAUCCGGCACAACUUGUCGCUGAACGAGGCGUUUGUCAAGGGCGGCAAAUCGCUCGAUGGCAAGGGCCACUUCUGGGAGAUCAAGGGCAACUGUGAGGGCCGCUUCUUCCGCGAUGGGGCAGAGUAUACUGGCGCCGCGAUUCGGCAAAGACUCCAGCGAGCGGGGGCCACCAGGGAACGCGUGGAGCCCGAAAAUGAGCCCGUGCUAUUGCCUUCACUGGCACCAGCUCCGGCUGUGGCGGUAAGGAGUUACGACGUAUUUAAACGGAGGUAUCGCAAUCCGGAUACGUUUGACGAGGCUGGCUACGCGACCGACCCAGAAGCACGCAACCACGAGGAGGUAGCGACCCCGGAACAUCCCUCAGUAGCAUCCGAUGUGUCCUCUGAGGAGGGACCUGAGAGGCAGCGUACGCCGGAUUCGCUGGAUCACGAAGGUAGCUGGAAUUGCAUGGGGUCGACGUCAAAUGAGACCCUGUCAUCCUCUCCACUAAUGCGCCGCUAUACUUGCUCAUUCAACACUUGUUUUGACCCAGCUUCGCCGGACGAGGGCGUACUUCUGCAGCCCCAAUUGCUAGAGACCCCGCAGUCUCACAGUCCUCUUCAGACGCCUCGCGAGCAGCCAGCGUCGGCUGGCAAGCUGCACACGCCAUUCUUCGAUGACUUCUUCGGCUCCCCUAUCAUUCUAAUGCCCGCGGGCACGCCCAAUGGAUAUGUCGACGAGUCCGCACUCGACAACGAACGCCGUAUCGUGCCCCGUUCCCCACGCAGGCCACUAAAUUCCUCGGCGUCCAGCUCUUUUGGACUGCAUCGGCCACAGAGCAUACUAGAGGCUCCGCACAUUUCUACAAGUGCCUUGUUCGGUGUAGAUCUGUGUUCAGUAUGGCGUCGUGCGCUCGGAGGUUCCGAAGACCGAAAUGAUUACGCUUCGCAGCAGCGUCUAGAUAUUUUAUUCAAGCCGGCACCUGACGCUGACAGGAAAUGA